This is a messenger RNA of Menidia menidia (Atlantic silverside), 3499 nucleotides long. The record is from the annotation of a GenBank genome assembly. NCBI's taxonomy places the organism in Eukaryota, Metazoa, Chordata, Actinopteri, Atheriniformes, Atherinopsidae.
GGGGAGCUCACAAUGAGAUUAUUUAUGCUAAUAAGGUAGAUGUCACUUCCGCCCCUUUUAUUUGCGCCAUUUUGGAUAGGGCAGUUUCCAGGCUGGAUGUGUAUUGUCUGUCAGAGGGGAAUGGGCAAACCGAAAUCCGUUACCAGGAAUUACAGCCAGAGUUAAGGUAAAUUUGUCUCCGACAGUAGGUUUUUCGGUACUCGUUCCCCGCCAGAUGAACAUGUGUCCACCCUCCACUCUGACGGGAACCAGGGUUUUAAUUUGAUGAAUCUCGGACGCUCUGUUCCCGUUCGCCGACUGGAGGGAAGAGGAUAGCCCCUGUCGGUGAGGGACGUUCCGGGGGGGUUUCGGAGGGCAGACCGACCGUUUGGCUUCACUCGCCCCCGGUUCGCGGGGCACCUGAGCGGGUGAGAGGGUCCACACGUCCCCCUCAGCCAUCCCGAGAGGAGACGUCUCCCUCGGACGGGAGCGCUGGAUGUGAAAGCAGGCAGCCAGAAUGUUCCAGCUCCCCGUCAAUAACCUCAGCAGCCUACGGAAAGCAAGGAAAAAUGUCAAGAAGGUCCUGGGAGACAUCGGCCUGGAGUUCUGCAGAGAUCACUUAGAGGACUUUAAAGACUUCACUCCUCCAGAGGUGUAUAUCAAGCACACAAGCUGGGAAGAUGUCUGCAUGUGGGAGCCAUCGCACACCAAAGUCCAGGACUACAGAUCAAAGCCUUUCUGCUGCUCGGGCUGCCUCUUUUCCUCCAAGUACUUCUCGGCAUACAAGAGCCACUUCCGCAACGUCCACAGCGAGGACUUUGAGAACAACAUCCUGCUCAACUGCCCCUACUGCACUUUCAAUGGCAACAAAAAGACGCUGGAGACGCACAUCAAGCUGUUCCACAUGCCGGCCAACAGCGGGCGGCAGGGCCCCGCCGGCGCGGCGGCGGGGGCCGGCGGCGUCCUGGCCAAGGACGGGCUGCUCAAGCGGGCCGGGGACAGCGUGGAGCAGGCGGUGUACUACUGCAAGAAGUGCACCUACAGGGACCCUCUGUACAACGUGGUGCGCAAGCACAUCUACCGGGAACACUUCCAGCAGGUGGCCCACCCCUACAUCGUGAAGCCCGGGGACAAGAGCAACGCUCACAACGGCGGGAAGACGGACGGCGGCGCCGGCAGCAACCAGAUCCACUGCAAGAAGUGUCUGUUCGUCCCCCGGACCUACGAGGCCCUGGUCCAGCACGUCAUCGAGGACCACGAGAGGAUCGGCUACCAGGUCACCGCCAUGAUCGGCCACACCAGCGUGAUCGUGCCCCGGCCCAAGCCCGUCAUCAUGUUCCCCCCCAAAGCGCAGGGAGACAAGACCAUCAUCGGGAUGGGCCCCAAAGGGGCCGUGAUGGCCACCACCAGGUCUCCGGCCUCGCAGCAGCUGGGCCGGGCCGUCAUCGCCGCGAAGGCGGGCUUCUCCUCCCACGGCCUGCUCUCCGGGCUCAAGCACGACGCCAUAGCGCUGAAGGCCGGCGCCGGCCCGCCGUUCUCCGCCGGCGGCCCGCAGGGCAGGCUCAGCAUGCCCGGGAACGCCCAGGUGUCCGUGCCCCAGCAGUCCCACGCAGCCAAGCAGCUGGUGCCCGGCGGCAGCCUGCGCGGGCCCCUGGUGGCCGGGGCCUCCUCCUCCUCCCUCAAGGCCAACCCCCUGGGCUCCCGGGUCCAGGCGGCCGCCACCACCGUGGCGUCCGUCACGGCCAAGAAGGGCGGCUCCUCCGUCCUGGGCACGUCCUACACCCAGAAGUGGAAGAUCUGCACCAUCUGCAACGAGCUCUUCCCCGAGAACGUGUACAGCGCCCACUUCGAGAAGGAGCACAAGGCGGAGAAGGUGCCGGCCGUGGCCAACUACAUCAUGAAGAUCCACAACUUCACCAGCAAGUGUCUGUACUGCAACCGCUACCUGCCCAGCGACACGCUGCUCAACCACAUGCUGAUCCACGGCCUGUCCUGCCCGCACUGCCGCGCCACCUUCAACGACGUGGAGAAGAUGGUGGCCCACAUGCGGCUGUCCCACCCGGACGAGAAGGUGGGGCCCCGCACGGACUCUCCCCUGACCUUUGACCUCACCCUGCAGCAGGGCAACCCCAAGAACGUCCAGCUGAUCGUCACCACCUACAACAUGAGGGACGCCCCCGAGGAGUCGCUGGCCUUCCACGCCCAGAACGCCCCCUCCAUGGCGUCGGCGCUGUCUUCCUCCCUGUUAUCCAGCAAGAGGCUGAUGCCUCAGCACCCCCCCCAAGACGCACUCGGGGACGUGGGCAAAACCCUCUGUCCGCUCUGCUUCUCCAUCCUGAAGGGCCCCAUCUCGGACUCGCUGGCCCACCACCUCCGAGAGCGCCACCAGGUGAUCCAGACCGUCCAUCCGGUGGAGAAGAAGCUCACCUACAAGUGCAUCCACUGCCUGGGCGUGUACACCAGCAACAUGACCGCCUCCACCAUCACGCUGCACCUGGUGCACUGCCGGGGCGUGGGCAAGUCCCCCAACGGCCAGGACUGCCGGCCCGCCUCCUCCCGGACCGGCCCGGCGCCGGGCGCCGCCCUCAAGCGGGCCGGCCCCGACAACCCCGACGGCGGCGCCCCCAAGCGCCGGAGGCGGGGCCCCCCGGGGGAGCGGGCCCACCCGCGGGACUCCAGCGGCCCCUUCACCUUCGUGGAGAACCCCGAGGACCCGGUGGUCCUGGCGCUGGACCCCAAGGGCCAGGAGAGCCAGCCCUACGAGGCCCGCAAGGCCUUCCUGACGCGCUACUUCAACCGGGCGCCGUACCCCAGCCCGCGCGAGGUGGACAAGCUGUCGGCCAGCCUGUGGCUGUGGAAGUCGGACAUCUCCGGCCACUUCGUCAGCAGCCGGCGGCGGUGCGUGCAGGAGUGCGAGCGCCAGCGGGCCAGCGUGCUGCUGGGCUUCAGCAUGGAGGAGCUCGCCACGCUCAGCCACCAGCUGGCGCUGGGGGGGGGCGGAGCCUACCGGGGCGGCCGGCGCCGCACCUCCCGGGCCUGCAGGGGCGUGUCCCAGCGGGCGCUCCAGAGACACCGGGAGCUGGCGGCGCUCAACGGGGGCGUGGCGCCGCCGAGGAGGAGGGGCACGCCGCCGGGCGCCCCCGGCAACGCCACGGACCAAACCAAGACAAUCCCCAGCACCUUACCACAGAAGAGGCCUCUGGACCUGUCCGAGCCCAUCGCCGCCCGUCUCCACGGCAACCAGCCGCCCGCCGGGGCCGCGGGGAGCACGGAGCCGGGCGCCAAAACCGGCUCCGACUCGGACGACCUGUCGGAGGACGAGGAGGAGGACGAUGAUGACGAGGAGGAGGAGGAGGAGGAGGAAGGGGCUCACGUGGAAAACGGCUUCGGAGCCUCGGAUGGCGCCGGGCGGCCGGCCGCCAGAGGGAGAGACGCUCUGCCCAUCAUCAUCCCAAAGUUUGUCCCGUCGGCGGCGAGAGGAGGCCGAGACGGCGCCCAGCUGGGAAAACAGCAGGUCUGA